AGAGCAGCUGAAACGGACAGAAGCACGGGGCAGCCAGUCUGUUGGUAACUGAGAGCCUUGCGACUCAAAUCAGGGUGUCUCAUGCGUACCCGCAGCUAAACACUUCACGGUGUCUCUUUUUGCCCUACUCUGGAGAGACAGACAGAUCGGGAGAGGGGUGUAUUGAAAGAGAGAUAGAAGAGAGAACGCAAAAGAUAGGAACGGUAGAAGGGACCUCGGUAGGCGGGGGAGAAUAUCCGAUCAUUCAUUCCGGCUGGUUACCUCGGUUCUGAAGGCGAGCGAGAGAGAGAGAGAGCGUGAGAUCCGCACAGACAGCCCAAUAUACAGGCGGAUUUACCUUCCUCCGACACGUUUGCAGACCAACGGCUUCUUUUCGCUGAUUCUGCCCGCUUAAACGCGCGCUCAUCCUGGCUAAAGAGGUGUGGAGGCGUGUCUCACCCUGGCCAUGGUACCUGGUGUCUGACCCCUUCCUGUAGGCCAUGGUGACAUGAGAGACCUUGGAGGGCCUCAUCCUAUCGCGUGUUAGAGAAACCAUCCUGAGGCCACACCCACCCUGACCCUCCAUGAUGUCACUAGCAGUACGUCUUCGUCGUCACCUUCGGCGUCUGCUCCUCCUCUUCCUGUCAGGAUCCCUUCUAGGCUCCGCCUACUUCCUGCUCUCUCACUCCUACCCAUCUGUACAGCUUAGCCAAUCAGGAGAUCCCACUUCUGCGGUCGCAAGUUCCACAGCCCUCCCACCUCCAUACCGGACACUCAACACACGUGAAAAAACACAUAGCAACACACACCAGCAAACAGACACACACACCAACAAACACCGGUACCCAGACACUCCCACCGCCAGACAAGCAGACACACCCCCUCAGCCCUCCCCGGACCCCCCGUCCUCGGUAGAGCCCGUGGUGUUGGUGUUGGUUGAGUCCCAGUACAGUCAGCUGGGCCAGGACAUCAUCACCAUACUGGAGUCGGCCCGAUACCCCUUCAGAACCGAGAUCGCCCUGGGAAAGGCAGACCUGCCUCCCCUCACUGACCAGGGGCGUGGUCGUUACAUCCUGGUCAUCUAUGAGAGUCUGUUAAAGUAUACUGGCAACUGGAACAGACAUUUACUACACCAGUACUGUCUCCGUUACCGAGUUGGCAUCAUCACUUUCCACCGAGCCAAUCAGAACUCACCGCCCUUGCUCAAACUGCGUGGUUUCCCUCUACUGCUGCGAACCAAUCAGGUGCUCAGAGAUGCAUCUGUGACAUCACAUUCACCCGUUCUUCACCUGACGCGACCCGGCACCGACCAUGGGCCACUACCCGGGGACGACUGGACCACUUUCACAUCCAACCACUCCUCCUACCAGGCUCUGGUUCAGGCUCGGCCCAGGGAGGGAGGCCUUGCGGCAGGCAGCGGAGACACUACAGCCCCUGGCUUCAGUUUGGGCCUGCAGGCCACGGUGGUGGUGGAUGAGGGACUCUGGGACGGCGUUCGCAGGGUGGUGUUUGGACACGGCCUGGGCUACUGGCUACAUCGGCUGCUCCUGGUGGACGCCGUCUCAUACCUCACUGACAGGAAGUUGUCACUAGGGUUGGAGCGCCACAUCCUGGUCGAUAUAGACGACAUCUUCGUUGGGAAGGAGGGGACGCGGAUGAACACAGCAGAUGUGAAGGCCCUACUGAACACUCAGUACCGGCUGAGAUCUCAAAUCACCAACUUCACCUUUAACUUGGGCUUCUCUGGAAAGUUCUACCAUACAGGUACAGAACAGGAAGAUGACGGGGAUGACAUGCUGCUGCAGUACGUGUCUGAGUUCUGGUGGUUUCCUCACAUGUACAGUCACAUGCAACCUCACCUCUUCCACAACCUCACCUCUCUGCUGGACCAGAUGGUCCUCAACAAGGACUUUGCCCUGGAACAUGGUAUUCCGGUGGACCAGGGAUAUGCAGUGGCGCCCCAUCACUCUGGGGUCUAUCCUGUCCAUGUCCAGCUGUAUGAAGCCUGGAAGGAGGCCUGGGCAAUCAAAGUCACCUCCACGGAGGAAUACCCUCAUCUCAAACCUGCCCGGUAUCGCAAAGGAUUCAUUCACAAUGACAUCAUGGUGCUGCCUCGUCAGACAUGUGGGCUGUUCACACACACCAUCUUGUAUAAGGACUACCCUGGAGGAUCUACAGAGCUGGACCACAGCAUCAGAGGAGGAGAAUUGUUCCUCACCGUCCUACUGAACCCUAUCAGUGUGUUUAUGACUCAUCUCUCUAACUACGGUAAUGAUCGGUUGGGUCUGUACACCUUCGUCCACCUGGCUGACUUUAUAUCUACCUGGACACACCUGCAGCUCCUGACCCUGCCUCCUCUUCAGCUGGCCCACAGAUACUUCACCCUCUUCCCUGAACAGAGACAGCCUCUCUGGCAGAACCCAUGUGAUGAUAAGAGACAUAAAGACAUCUGGUCCAAGGAGAAGUCGUGUGGUAGACUGCCCAGAACCCUGGUCAUUGGACCGCAGAGGACAGGAACGACAGCACUCCAUCUCUUCCUUCUGAUGCAUCCCUCGAUCUCCGGCCCCAGGCAGCUGGAUGGCCUCAGCCCCUACAGGGAGGUCCAGUUCUUCAACACUAACAACUACCACAAGGGCAUAGACUGGUACAUGGACUUCUUCUCUCUCCCGUCGAACGUCAGCAGUGACUUCCUGUGUGAGAAGAGCUCCUCCUACUUCUCAUCUGAGGAAGCUCCUCGCCGGGCUGCUGCUCUGCUGCCGAAAGCCAAGAUCCUGACACUCCUCAUCAACCCCUCUGACCGGGCCUACAGCUGGUAUCAGCAUCAGAGGGCUGUGGGGGAGCACGUUGCACUGAGGUUUUCAUUCUAUAAGGUCAUCAGUGCUGGACACGAGGCAGCAGCUGACCUCCGUUCCCUCCAGAACCACUGUCUCACACCAGGACUUUACUCAACACACCUGGGGAGGUGGCUACAACACUACCCUGCUAACCAGUUACUGAUUCUAGAUGGACAGCAGUUGAGUAGUGACCCAGCGGCAGUGAUGAACGAGGUCCAAAAGUUCCUUGGCGUGACUCCUCAUUUCAACUACUCACAGGCUCUCAUGUUUGACCAGCAGAAGGGAUGCUGGAGAGAAGCAGGACGGACAAAGUGUUUAGGGAACAAAGAACGAAAAUAUCCUGUUAUGGAACCAGAGGCACGGUCCUUCCUGUCCAGGUAUUAUAGAGAACACAACAUAAAUCUGUCUCAGUUGCUUCACCAGCUGGGUAAACCUCUCCCUUCCUGGCUCAGAGAAGAGCUGCAGAAGGUCAGAUAACCAGGGGUUGGAGGCCAGGGGACCAGGAAGGGACAGAGACCAUGACUGUUGAUGUUACCCCCUGACCCCAGCGUCAACCCAAACAACAAAGGAAAAGUCAUGAACUGUGAACUAUGACCUAAAAAGAGAGAGUGAAUAGAGGUGCAAGGGUUUCUGAAUUUGGAAAGAGAAGAAUUAAGGGAUGAUGAUAUCUUUGACAUUACUGUUUCAGUCACAUGGAGGGAUGAUGACCCGUUGAACAGAACUGUUUCAGUCACAUGGAGGGAUGAUGACCUGUUGAACAGAACUGUUUCAGUCACAUGGAGGGAUGAUGACCUGUUGAACAGAACUGUUUCAGUUACAUGGAGGGAUGAUGACCUGUUGAACAGAUCUGUUUCAGUUACAUGGAGGGAUGACAACCUCUGGAACAAAAUUGUUUCAGUCACAUGGAGGGAUGACGACCUCUGGAACAUUAAUUGAACAGGCAGAUUCACAGAGCCACCAUCACCAUGACAGCUAUCACCAUAACAGCCAUCACCAUGUCUCUUAUCACAUCACCGCGCCACCAUCUCAGAGAGACACAGUGGAAGCCCUCAAACCUCAAGAACCCAGGGUUCUGUUCUGUUCCAAGGAUCCAGGAUGAGUUUUGCGGAUGCACAAUGAUGAGGAACAUGAUGGAACCUGAAGCUAAAGCCCAGAGAUACAUAAACAAACAUAAUAACCUCCACACUGCUGGCCUUGUGGCCUAUUUCCUGUAGCCAAAAUGUGUGAUAUUCAACCAGGAAGUGUCGUUGGGGUUUGUGUUGUGAUAACCAGGAAGUGUUGUUGGGGAGUGUGUUGUGAUAACCAGGAAGUGUCGUUGGGGAGUGUGUUGUGAUAACCAGGACAUGUUAGCUCAACCAAUUCUAUCUGAUAUAUCUAUCUGAGACAUGUUCUCCCUACUGUAUACUGUAGCUGAGCAAUAUGCAUCCAGGUCAUGGUACAUCCAGGUCAGGUAUGAAUAUUAAUGUUUGUAGUCUCUUAGAUUGUCCCUGAAAUCGAAUGGAACUUUAUUUCACUCCCACUGUUCUGUCAUCUGUAACACUGGGUCGGUCUGUGGUCUAAUCCCACUGUUCUGUCAUCUAUAACACUGGGUCUGUCUGUGGUCUAAUCCCACUGUUCUGUCAUCUAUAACACUGGGUCUGUCUGUGGUCUAAUCCCACUGUUCUGUCAUCUAUAACACUGGGUCUGUCUGUGGUCUAAUCCCACUGUUCUGUCAUCUAUAACACUGGGUCUGUCUGUGGUCUAAUCCCACUGUUCUGUCAUCUAUAACACUGGGUCUGUCUGAGGUCUAAUCCCACUGUUCUGUCAGCUAUAACACUGGGUCUGUCUGUGGUCUAAUCCAACUGUUCUGUCAUCUAUAACACUGGGUCUGUCUGUGGUCUAAUCCCACUGUUCUGUCAUCUAUAACACUGAGUCUGUCUGUGGUCUAAUCCCACUGUUCUGUCAUCUAUAACACUGGGUCUGUCUGUGGUCUAAUCCCACUGUUCUGUCAUCUAUAACACUGGGUCUGUCUGUGGUCUAAUCCCACUGUUCUGUCAUCCAUAACACUGGGUCUGUCUGUGGUCUAAUCCCACUGUUCUGUCAUCUAUAACACUGGGUCUGUCUGUGGUCUAAUCCCACUGUUCUGUCAUCUAUAACACUGGGUCUGUCAGUGGUCUAAUCCCACUGUUCUGUCAUCUAUAACACUGGGUCUGUCUGUGGUCUAAUCCCACUGUUCUGUAAUCUAUAACACUGGGUCUGUCUGAGGUCUAAUCCCAGUGUUCUGUCAUCUAUAACACUGGGUCUGUCUGUGGUCUAAUCCCACUGUUCUGUCAUCUAUAACACUGGGUUUGUCUGUGGUCUAAUCCCACUGUUCUGUCAUCUAUAACACUGGGUCUGUCUGAGGUCUAAUCCCAGUGGUCUGUCAUCGAUAACACUGGGUCUGUCUGAGGUCUAAUCCCAAUGGUCUGUCAUCGAUAACACUGGGUCUGUCUGAGGUCUAAUCCCAGUGGUCUGUCAUCGAUAACACUGGGUCUGUCUGUGGUCUAAUCCCAGUGGUCUGUCAUCGAUAACACUGGGUCUGUCUGUGGUCUUCAGUGCACUACUUUUGACCAGAGAAUAUCCAGGCAGGAUGACGUAAUCAUGGUGCGUUAUGGUCUGUUUGGUGUUUACAGGAGAUAUAGUGUAAUAAACACAGAGGUCACCUGAUCAGAUGCUU
Messenger RNA from Esox lucius (northern pike), 5508 nucleotides. RefSeq names its product N-deacetylase/N-sulfotransferase (heparan glucosaminyl) 3 (gene ndst3). The record is from RefSeq and is a predicted model, not a curated record. The coding region runs from base 564 to 3290 and encodes 908 amino acids. Gene Ontology annotation, cellular component: Golgi apparatus. Gene Ontology annotation, molecular function: deacetylase activity; heparan sulfate N-sulfotransferase activity. The transcript is spliced from 16 exons. Lineage: Eukaryota; Metazoa; Chordata; Actinopteri; Esociformes; Esocidae.